This is a messenger RNA of Exophiala aquamarina CBS 119918, 936 nucleotides long. Its product is annotated as 2-hydroxy-6-ketonona-2,4-dienedioic acid hydrolase. The transcript has a single exon. NCBI's taxonomy places the organism in Eukaryota, Fungi, Ascomycota, Eurotiomycetes, Chaetothyriales, Herpotrichiellaceae. The coding region runs from base 1 to 936 and encodes 311 amino acids. The record is from RefSeq and is a predicted model, not a curated record.
AUGCCUAUACGUCUACCAGAAAAGGAUUAUUCACCAAGCGUGCCCUGGAAUUUCGACGUUAUUGACCAAAAGAGUACAAUGACUUCAAUUACUGCCGAAAACACGAGUCGUUUUGUGACAAUUAAUGAAAAUGGAGCCAUCUUGCAAGUGCACUACAACGAUUGUGGUAAAGGUGAAGAAACAGUCAUAAUGCUUCAUGGGUCCGGUCCUGGCGCUUCUGGAUGGGCCAACUUCCACAGGAACGUUGAACCACUUGUUAAAGCCAGAUAUCGAGUAUUACUCAUUGAUUUCCCUGGCUGGGGCAAAAGUGACUCAAUUGUCAAUUCGGAAUCUCGAGCAGCGUUGAACGCUCGAGUUGUAAAGGCUAUCGUCGAUGAGCUUCGUCUCUCCAAAGUCCAUUUGGUAGGGAACUCUAUGGGCGGGCAUAGUUCUGUUGCUUUUACUCUGGAAUACCCCGAAUAUGUUGGUAAACUCGUUCUUUUGGGUGGUGGGACAGGCGGUGUCAGUCUUUUUGCACCCAUGCCAACAGAAGGAAUGAAGCGUGUCACUGAACUGUAUCGAAAUCCCACUUUGGAGAACCUGAAAAAGUUCAACGACAUUUUCGUGUACGACAGCUCGGCACUUACAGAGGAUCUGUUACAACUACGUCUGGAAAACAUGCUUUCUAGAAAGGACCAUCUGGAGAAUUUCCUGAAGAGUUCUAUUUUGAAUUCUAAGCAAUUUCCAGAUGUAACUCCAAUUCUUCCGGACAUUCAGAAGGAAACCUUGAUUAUCUGGGGUCGCCAGGAUCGUGUCAUGCCAGUGGAUGGUGCACUGCGACUCGCAGCAGGGAUUCCAAAUUCAGAAGUCCAUUUGUUCAACAAGUGCGGCCAUUGGGCCCAAUGGGAGCAUGCCGACAGAUUCAACGACAUUGUGAUAGGUUUUUUGAAGACAUAA